This is a messenger RNA of Beta vulgaris subsp. vulgaris (sugar beet), 1098 nucleotides long. Its product is annotated as F-box/LRR-repeat/kelch-repeat protein At2g27520. Bases 1 to 1098 code for a protein of 365 amino acids. The record is from RefSeq and is a predicted model, not a curated record. The transcript has a single exon. Gene Ontology annotation, molecular function: protein binding. Lineage: Eukaryota; Viridiplantae; Streptophyta; Magnoliopsida; Caryophyllales; Amaranthaceae.
AUGUUUGAUUCCAUGGAUACGAUGUUUGACCUUGAGAUUCUUCCACGUCUGCCUGUAAACACCCUUCAAUCCUGCAAAUGUGUAACUAAAGAAUGGAACAAUUGGAUUAAGAACCCAAGUUUCAUAAAUUUUCAUCUGGAGAAAUCCAUUCAAAACCUCAAUUUCAACCUAGUACUCUUCAAUCCCAUCACCAACGCCAUUGGAAACUUUGAUGCUAAAACGCUACUCCCUACUACGGAACUGUACACGUUUAAUUUAAAAAAACAGCUCAUAAUGGUAGGCUCAUGUAACGGCGUGCUUUGCUACAAAUUCAAUGAAUCUUCCGAGGGAUCUCUAUAUGGACUUCUUCUCUACAAUCCGACGACUCGGACUACAAAAACUUUCUAUGUUCCAAAACUUAAUCAUAAUCUUGAAGGAAAUCCAUACUAUAACGAUAAUGAGGCGUUUGGAUUUACAUGUGAUAAUAAGAACAAGGAUUACAAGUUUGUAAGCAUUGUUAGACAAGAAAUCCAUGUUUAUAAUUUAAAAUCAAUGUCUUGGAAGAGAAUCGGAGAGUACUCUGGCAAGUUUUGCUUACAGAGAAUUGGUGGAGACGUAGCGCGAGGUUUUCCAACAGAUAAUGCAUUACAUUGGUUUUAUGGUGACACAUCGGGUAUCAAAGGUAUGUUUAGCAUUGAUUUUGUGUGUAACAAGCAAUUCAAAACGCCGUUUCCAAGAUAUGAUGGAAGACCUAGUUUUGUAUAUCUUAGGGGGAGUCUACAUUUGGUCUUAAGCAAGUACAUAAUGCAUAUGAAUUCAUGGUCGAUUGAGAUUGGUCUUUGGGUUAUGAACAAGUAUGGUAAUUGGCAUGAUUCUUGGGUUCAAUUGUUUAAAGUGCAACUUGAUGAUAUGCAAUACUCCACUAUUCCAAUUUCUUUCACAGAAGACGGCCACAAAGUCUUACUAGAGUCUUGGCGCCAAAGAGAGGAGAAGAACAAGAAGAGUUAUGUUUGGUAUGACCUAUUUACCAAAGAACUUGGCAAUGAACUUCAUGACGUCUCAUCUGAUCUAAUAGCAGAGUCUUGUUUAGAGACACUAGUAGAUCCGCGAAGUAUGUAG